Molecule: messenger RNA, 1534 nt
Organism: Notodromas monacha
Lineage: Eukaryota; Metazoa; Arthropoda; Ostracoda; Podocopida; Cyprididae
Source: the annotation of a GenBank genome assembly
UGGGGGUGGGAGAACUUUCUCUGUAAAUAAGAUGGCCGUGAUUUGAAGGAAUGCGAAUGCUCAAGUGAGUCGCCGAGACGAAGUUGGCGUUGACUGCUUGAAUUACCUGAUGGUUGAGGCGGAAGAGUAAUUUGGUGUGAAAUGCAAGUUUCUGGAGAACAAAAAAGUGGACGACAGUCAAUCAUUCAUGGACAGCAAGUAAAUCCUUUUCUGAGUGCAGUACCUGUAUGUCCUUGGCAAAACUACAGUAUCUUAAGGAUGAAAGAGUUGAAAGAUAAAGGUAUGUGAGGCCCGUUCUAUUGCUAUUUAAUUCAACCCAUACCGAUCUCCAUGAUGGGGUGGACAGGGGGUGCAGUUUACCAUAGUAGCGACACCUUUUUAACACAUUGUGCUAUGCGACGUGCAGUGUGUUGGCAUCUACCGUACGUGGCUAAGCGCUGCACAGGGAGUCUGCGCCGGAGUUUGGGGGGACAGUAUUGAUCCGUGGUUAGGGUACCACGCCCGCGAAUUUAUUGCCGGUGAACUUGCUGAGAUUUGAAUUUCCAGGUUGAGCGUCCCAAAUACUCUAUAUUCCGAACAAGGUAUCAGACAUCGGCCAAGGAAAUCUAAAUAGUGUCUUGCGAAUGCCAAUAUUGCUCGUGAUUGCCUUAUGCGUUGCGUGAAGGCGUGAGGCAGUUUCUCUGCGCAUAAUUUGCCGUCAGCUUCAUGAGAAAUCAGAAAGUUCUGGGGCCCAAGGCAGAUUUCCAAUGGAUCGUUUCGUCAUCCGUUUACCGAAAGGAUCUGAUGUUCCAAAGCCGAAAAUAAGCAAGUUUAGGCAAACGAGAAUUGAAGAUCUUGCCGGAGUAAUCAAAUUAAAGGAAAUAGAGCGUUGUAAAACGUUGGCUGCCAAUCCAGAUUCUGAUCCCGCGCAAUUGCUCCGCUGUCUUCAUUGUUUCCUUAAUAAAAGACCGGCUGCUGAAAUCAUAAAGAAGACUGAAAUAGGGCCCGUAAUCAUGAGCCUUAGAAAACAUUCUGAUGAACGAGUAGCCUCGGUCGCCACUGAAGUGUACAAGUCUUGGAAGAAACAUGCGUUGAGAAGUGCGAAUCGUCCGAAACUCGACGUGGAAUACGAUGAAAAAACAUGUGUAAUGCGGGAGAAAGCAAUCACGUUGCUGAAAGACUCCUUGAAAACAGAGGAUGAAGUGAUAGUCUCGUCAAUGGAGGCAGAAAUUUUUCGGUCGACGAAUAGCAUCCUGAAUAAAGAAUAUAAGCGCCGUGUCCGCAAACUUGUGUUUGCUCUGAAGCAUGACCAAGAAUUCUGUGAUUCUGUCAAAUCUGGCGCCCUCAGUCCCGCAGUGGCGGCCUUGAUGCGCUCGUCGUCCUGAUAUUCACAUCCGGACGAGAUUCUCUUUUCGUACCUCUGUUACUGAGCAUCCGGAGGCUGACCUGGAAUUUUUUCGUCCGGGCACGAUCCGGAAGCUCAUUUUGUUCCUGCCGAUGAAUUCCAUUCGAAGUUUGCACGUUCGUUUAAUAAAUGACAUGACUUCGUUGCACA